Messenger RNA from Homarus americanus (American lobster), 462 nucleotides. Its product is annotated as zinc finger BED domain-containing protein 5-like. The transcript has a single exon. The coding region runs from base 1 to 462 and encodes 153 amino acids. The record is from RefSeq and is a predicted model, not a curated record. Lineage: Eukaryota; Metazoa; Arthropoda; Malacostraca; Decapoda; Nephropidae.
AUGUCCUUGCAGAGUUCUUUGAAUAGACGAGUGUUGGUCACAGAAUUGAGCACUUCCCGUAGAGAGGCAGGAAGGGUCUUACUAGCGAGAGCAUACCGGUGGGUAAGAAACCCCUUCUCUGCUACACUUGACGUAUCCAGCCUCCCCGACGAAGUCCAAGAAGAAUUCUUGGAUCAACGGAACGACUCUCCGGCGCGUGACCUGUUCCAGGAGAAAUCGGUAACUCAAUUCUGGUGCGCUAUGCAUCAAUCAUAUUCCAAAGUCAACAUGCUGGCCUUACGUGUUCUUCUUCCAUUUGCCUCCACCUACCUCUACGAGGCCGGAUUUUCAACCCUCGUCCACAUCAAAUCGAAGACCAGGAACAGAUUGGAUGUCAAGGAUGAAAUGAGAUUGGUUCUUACAAACACCCCGCCACGAAUUCAAAGACUCGCUGCUCAGAUGCAACCCCAACCAUCCCACUAA